AGUGAGUGAGGAGGAACCAACAGCUGGAACUUAAAACACUGCCUUUCAUGCCCUGGUUUGCAUUUGGACACUUGUAGAGCAGUUUUUUGGGUGUUUGAGCACAGGACCAGACUCCAGACUCAGAGACUUACGAAGACUUACCUGGUGGAUAUCAGUUCCUGCAACUGCUCAUUGCAACAUAACAAAACCCAGUUCUCAUCAUCAUCAUCAUCAUCAUCACCACCACACUCGCAGGCGGGCUCCAAUUUCUGUGCUGUGAAACUGAAUCAGAGGAACGGAGCGGCAACACAGCGGGGGCUUUGUGUCCCUGCGAGUGAAACACUAACCAGCUGAAGAUAUCAAAGACCAUCCUGGACAAAGACUUCCUCUCAAUCCUCCAUUGUUAAGUCUGAUAUUUGCUCUUGGAGAAAAGUCAUCAAAAGCUGCACGGCAGAGGGGACCAGACACCAGGGACCAGACACCAGGGACCAGGACUGCAUGCAGCUGCCAGGGGCUGCCAUGGUGCGUGGAGCAGGAGCUCCAUCCUGCAGGGGCCUGUGGGUGUUUGGCACCCUAUCGCUGGUGGCGCUGUGCUGGUCGGACCAGGCCAUCCGCUGUCCGGUGUGCUCUGAGGAGAGACUGGCUCGGUGCCGUUUGCCCGAAGGCUGCGAGGAGACGGUGCGGGAGCCGGGCUGUGGCUGCUGCCCCACCUGUGCUCUGCCUAAAGGUGCACACUGUGGCGUCUACUCACCCCGCUGUGGCACGGGCCUCCGCUGCUACCCCCCGCGGGGUGUGGAGAGACCACUGCACUCGCUGAUGCAUGGACAGGGGGUGUGCACCGACGAGCGCGAGCUGGAGGAGAACUCAGCGAUGGACAGACAGGAGGAGAUCAUCCCCGAGCAUCCGAACAACAGCAACAUCCGCUGCAGUCCACAAGACAAGCGCUGCAUACAGAAGACGCUGGCCCGACAUCCCCCGAAAUCCACAAACCAGAGAAGCAACGCUGCCAGGGAGGAGACCAAAGCCGUGCUGGCUCCAUGUCGUGCUGAGCUACAAAGAGCCUUGGACAGACUGGCAUCAAACUCUCGCACACACGACGACCUCUUCACAAUCCCCAUACCCAACUGUGACAAGAACGGAGAUUUCCACGUAAAACAGUGUCACCCGGCACGUGAUGGUCAGCGUGGAAAGUGCUGGUGUGUGGAUCAGAAGACGGGCAUGAGGCUGCCGGGGCCGCUGGAGCAGCGAGGGGAUCUGGACUGCCACCAGUUAAUGACUGCCACGCUGAGGGAUUAAAGAGGAGGAGGUGCAGGACCAGCUGAAUUCUCCUGGUGCUCAUUAGUAGAACUACAUGAGGAAAGGACUUCACCCUCAAGCCUCGCUUAAGCUAAGGCCAGCGGUACUUGACCUUGCGCAACAAAAAGGAAACCAUUGAAUUGAGUUCUUUAGCUAUUUUUAUGUUUCUGUGUGUGACACUAUGUGAUUUCUGAGUGUUUUCAGCACUUGAUGUGUAUUAUUUCUAAUUUGUAAACCUAAGACCAUUAGUCUUUAGACACAUGCGCUUUCAAGUAACACGUGGCAGAAAAUAAAAACCCUUCCACAGAUGAGGGAUGUAGUCGUGAGUUUUUGUUAGAGAAGAAGAGGUUUUAUUUUCUUUAUAACUUCAGUGUAGUGUGUUUUGUUUUUAAAGUGACGUGAAAACUCAUCAAACCCACCAGAGAGUCAGACCUGACUGUCUUUUUAUAUUUGUUUGAUUCUCUCUGGAGCAACUUGAUCCGUGGGAAUUACUGCAUCAGGACAAUCCAACAAGAUUAAAGUGAAGGGAUUGUUUACUAGAUUAUUCACAAAUUAUGUGUAAAUGGUCAUAAUGUGUUUUUUUUAUCUAUGGCGUAGACCGCACCCGUCUUAUAAGUCGGUCAAAACACACCAUAAACUGCGUUUGCGAGCACAAAGUCUAGUUUAGUGACAACACAUGUAGCAAUAAUGGAUCAGUGAAUGAGGGAUACACUUGUUUCUGUUUCACAACAAACCAAAUUGAAGUCUUAGAAUCUUCGCUGAUCUCGUGACUUGGUUACGAUUAUCCCGUCAACACUUUCCACACUGCAACUAACGAUUACUGACUCAAUUCAAUGACUUUUUGGUCAGGAUAUGUCGAUUACUGCUUCCCAAACUUAAAAAUGACGAUAUUCUCAAAUGUCUAAUUUCGUCCACAAACCAAAAUCAAUCAGUAUUAUUGAUUUAUUUGGUAUAUGAAGCAAAGGAACCAGAAAAUAUUCCCACGUAAGAAGCUGACUUGUUUCAUUUAUUAAAACAAACAAAACAAAAAACACUCAAACCAAUUGAAUCAAUUAAUUUAGCAAAUGAUAAAUAAUCUAGUAAUCUCUGCAGCCCUAAUUGCGUCCUCAAUUUUCUAUAUUAGCUCACAUGGCAGUCAGAUUAAUAUGAAUUUAAACAUUUAUUUCACAAUGAAACGGAAAUAUUCAAAAACAAAAGCAAUAUUUCUGCCGUCGAGCUGUAGCUUCUACAAACUGGAAAAUCAACAAACAAUGUUUCAUGUCGUCACCGCGAUGCAUCAAGUUUCAACACCCCUGAAACCACAUGCCUUAAAUAUCAAAGAAAAAAGACCAAAGUAUCCGUACACAGUAUGAUUAAAGAACGCCCCCUGGUUAGAACUGAAGCAGUGCUCUGCUGAUAGGAUCAUCAUAUUUGCAUGAAUAUGUUUCACUUCUCUGCAAAUCUUUGGUGCUAUAUUCACUGAUUGUGCCAAAAAAAGAUACAAAAUGCAAACAAUGGCAUCUGCACCUUUUUGGGGCAUUGUUAAAGAUUGAAGAAGUAUGAGAUUUCUUUGAGAGUCCGUGACUGUCUGUUGACAUAAAGCUUUCAUUAUGCUCACUGUCAAAAUGUGAAAGUGAGGCCGCUUUCCAUUUGUAGUUUGAACUCAGAAAAAUACACAAGGUCAUGGGACGAUGGAACUCGCAGCAACCUCACACACCUCUAGUUAGGAUUCUGAGAUGGCUGCCACCCUACAAACACUGCAACUUUUAACGUUAAUAGCACUUCUGUCGUAGUUGUUUCUCAGUUAAUCAGUCGCACACAUAGUACUGUUCAACUGUGAUACGUGGACAUGUUGCACAAAAUACCACAUGUUGUUAUCGGCCGGUAUUUCUAGCAGUCUGGGGUUUUGCGUCCAUGGUUUUUUCUCGGAGGUGAGGUCACUCCCAGCUCCGACUUCUGGGUUCUGAUGUAGGUGGAACGCAGCUGCAUAUCCCUCACCUCACUCCUCUGUUCAAAGUGUGUUAGAGAACCUAUGAAGUGAGCAUCCAAAUGCACGCGCAAAGCCACACCUCGCACAGAUUGGAUUUCCACUACAGACCAGGUAGCGACAGACGUCGUUUUAUGUGACAACAGCAGGUUAGGACCUUUAAAGUGGAAGCUUAUUUCAUAAAAAUAGAACAUUGUUUGACACACUUGGGAAGAAAGGGGUGAUUUGUUAUACCAUUAUAUGUCACUUAUUAUUACAGACUGAACCUUUAAAUACAGUCAGAUAAAAUGGGAUCAUGCCUAAAAACCUGGAGGAAUUCUGACCCAGUUGACAACAGAAAUGUGACAAAUGUAUCCUGAAGGUGCAAAAACUUAGAAAUAAAAAGAAAACACAAGUGCUCAUCUAUAGACGUACAGCCUGCACUGUUCAAGCAAAUGUUACAAUUCAAACUGACAUCAAUAUUAGGGACGGCCUUAGUGCCCGAUAAGAUACUGAUAUCACAACCUGAAGCAUUUACUGAAACAAUAUCAGCCCGAUACUGUCUUUGAAUCAGCUUAGCUGGUAAAACCACAUCCAUGCUGAUGCAUUUAAUAACUAAAACAUAACAAACAACAUCACGCUCCAUCUGCAAGGCAGACAUUUGCAGACAUUUGCAGCGUCACUCGGGUCCUUGUCACACGAUGAAUCUUUAUUAGUCAAGGAAUUCCGUCAUACUUAGAAUCUAUGGAUGGUAUCUUAUAUUACUUUUAAAUUCUUCCAAUAUGCGAUCCAGUUAUUUUGGCCCGUAUCAGACUGAUACCAAUACCGAGUACCGUAUGGGCUCAUCCCUAAUCCUUACAGGUCACGUUUCUCUGUUUCUAAGUUGGCCUCUUUAUUCUGCCAUUUAUCAGAAAAUGUUAAUAAAACAACACACUGUUGUCAUGUAAUGUCAUGUAAUCUAAUCUCUGAAGCCACAGCCAAUUUAUAGCAUUCACCACAGGCCCAGUUUGAUCACUCGAUGACCAGUUGUACGAACAAAAAAUCUUUCCAAACGUCGAGCACCAAAAACAGACAAACAGAAAUAAAAUGGUGUGAGUGGAGAAUCAGUGCUACAGCUUCUGAAAUAUCAAAAACCAAAUCAUUCCAAAGACUACAAAGAAUAAAGACAUCAAAACACACUCAGUGAACUGCAUGCACACACGUGGUUUACUGCACAAUCCUAUUUUAUCAUUCAUCAACUAAUGACGUGUUACCAAACACAUUCGGACACGUUCCUCAGUCAAACAGCUGGAAUCUUGGAGAGAGUUGACUUUGAUUUUUCUUUUUUUUUGUUAAAGGCCUCGAACGACAUAAGUUGUGUAUUUAAGCUAUAGCUAUUACUGCUUGAUCUCUAACUUCACUGUACUGACCUGUAAUUGCAUUUCUCCACAAUAGACUGUUCCAAUGUAACUUUGAUGUUUUCUGUUAAUGUGUAGAAGAUGUGAAGUAACGUCUGCAUGCAUUGAAAAACGGACUGGGCUCUGGGAACGGCUAAGCUCUUGUGUGUAUCUUGUCCACAACAGGACAGUUACAGUAUAUUCAAACACUGACCUGAUCAAAGAACUGAAAUAUAGAGUUUCAACCAAUGAAAUAAUCAGCUACAUUGUACAUGUUGACCUGAUGAAAAUGUAUACAUUGUAAUAAAUCCAUUAAAACACUUUGGUAACUA
Messenger RNA from Solea solea (common sole), 4928 nucleotides. Its product is annotated as insulin-like growth factor-binding protein 4. Gene Ontology annotation, biological process: regulation of insulin-like growth factor receptor signaling pathway. Lineage: Eukaryota; Metazoa; Chordata; Actinopteri; Pleuronectiformes; Soleidae. Bases 478 to 1275 code for a protein of 265 amino acids. Gene Ontology annotation, molecular function: insulin-like growth factor I binding; insulin-like growth factor II binding. Gene Ontology annotation, cellular component: extracellular region. The transcript has 4 exons. The record is from RefSeq and is a predicted model, not a curated record.